UGUUCCUUCUACGCAUGCGUACAUUGGUACGGCGUCUCGGGCUUUGAGCUACUCGUGUUAGCUCUAUUGGUUACAUUUAACAAGGAACAGCACCGUACAGAGUUCAAAUAUGUCCUCAAGCGACUUUUAUUUGAGGUAUUAUGUUGGACACAAGGGGAAGUUUGGACACGAGUUCUUGGAAUUUGAGUUUAGACCCGACGGUAAACUGAGGUAUGCAAACAACAGCAACUACAAGAAUGACGUCAUGAUCAGGAAAGAGGCGUACGUACACAAAAGUGUGAUGGAGGAGCUGAAACGGAUCAUCGACGACAGUGAAAUCACCAAGGAAGACGACGCUCUGUGGCCGUCUCCUGAUAGAGUUGGAAGACAGGAGCUGGAGAUAGUCAUCGGAGACGAGCACAUUUCAUUCACGACUUCCAAAAUUGGCUCCUUGAUCGACGUUAACCAGUCAAAGGACCCUGAAGGUCUUCGUGUCUUCUACUACCUGGUCCAAGAUCUGAAGUGUCUCGUGUUCAGUCUGAUUGGCCUGCACUUCAAGAUCAAGCCAAUCUAAAACAUGGACUGAAAGUGUUUGUUACUUUAGCUGAUGUUUUUUGUUGUACGACUGCAUUUGUACAUUUGUUUCUGGUGGGAUUUUCUAUCUUAAAUAAA
Nematolebias whitei (Rio pearlfish) is the source of this 651-nucleotide messenger RNA. It is a transcript of the gene magoh, whose product is annotated as mago homolog, exon junction complex subunit. The coding region runs from base 110 to 553 and encodes 147 amino acids. The record is from RefSeq and is a predicted model, not a curated record. Gene Ontology annotation, cellular component: catalytic step 2 spliceosome; exon-exon junction complex; nucleus. Gene Ontology annotation, biological process: RNA splicing. NCBI's taxonomy places the organism in Eukaryota, Metazoa, Chordata, Actinopteri, Cyprinodontiformes, Rivulidae. The transcript is spliced from 5 exons.